AACAAAGUCAACAUUAAAGAAUUCGAAGAUAGACUGAAUGAUGGCUUCAGUACAGGUAAACCUGCUCUUUCUCGCUUGUGCCGUCGUACUUCUGUAUGUAAGUGUUUCCCCGGUGGAAGCCGUAUCAGCACACUGUGGUUACCACUACCACACUAAUCAGUACUACACGGUAUACUACUCCACCUACUACAAACGAUACUACCCUCUCUAUUAUGGAUACUGUACAAACGGGGUUCUGAUUAGAGAAACAUAUGUGUAUAAUACCAGUGGACAGCAGUUGUAUCAUAUUGUUACGUACACUUAUGGCAAGAGAGACGCGUCCACCGGAGAAGUGGGUACCUACAGUGGAACUACCAGUAGAGAUACAGGGCUAUCUGGAAAUGACCAACUUAAAAGAGAUCAAGAUGCAAACAUCGCCAAAAGAGUUAAAGUAGAUGAUUAUGAAGAGAUUCUUAAGGCCUUAGAAGCAUAAUGCUUUAUGAGGGUUCUUGAGAGGAAGGAUGAAAGCUGACUAAGGCUGAUUGACCGUGAAUAUAGAACAAUAUAUUUUUUCCAAAUAAAAAUAUGGAUUACAAUGACC
This is a messenger RNA of Magallana angulata, 580 nucleotides long. RefSeq lists its product as uncharacterized. The transcript is spliced from 9 exons. The record is from RefSeq and is a predicted model, not a curated record. Lineage: Eukaryota; Metazoa; Mollusca; Bivalvia; Ostreida; Ostreidae. The coding region runs from base 38 to 472 and encodes 144 amino acids.